UUAAGUUUCCCACAUGCGAGUGUGACUUACAAAUAGAAACAAACUCAAAGUGACAAAAUCAAACCUACAAAACUUUCACCAUUCUCAAGAGCCAAUAUCUUGCCGUUCACCAUUUUCCGACUCUCAAACUUUCUUGUACUUAUACCCCGUAUAUCCUUCUGCCGAAUUCCAUACAAAAGAAACAAACACCUCAAAACGAACAUCCAACUGUUUGUUUCUUUUGUCUUAAUUUCUAAAACCAACUUUUUCCUUUUCAGCAAAAGCCUUUCUUUGUACCUUGGUUUUGCCUUAUAUAACUCCCCCACAACUAAACAUCUUUUCCCGUGAGUACUGCUGGUCAGACGACUUAUACGAAUUAAAAAAAAAAAAAAAAAAUCUAUAUAGAUGGAAGUUUCUUAUAAUCCCGAGAUUACAGACCGGAAGUUCACCCUUCCGGUCGACUCGGAACACAAAGCAACUGAAUUCCGCUUAUUUUCAGUUGCUACACCUCACAUGAGAGCUUUUCAUCUCUCGUGGAUCUCGUUCUUUUCGUGCUUUGUCUCCACUUUUGCCGCACCCCCACUUCUUCCCAUUAUCCGGGACAAUCUCAAUUUAACCGCCACGGACAUUGGCAAUGCUGGGAUUGCUGCAGUGUCUGGGGCGGUUUUUGCUCGUAUUGCUAUGGGGACCGCAUGUGAUCUUUUUGGUCCCCGUUUAGCAUCCUCCUCACUCAUCCUCCUAACAGCUCCUGCAGUCUAUCUUAGCGCCAUAGCCAACUCCCCCGCGACUUUCUUAAUGGUCCGCUUCUUCACCGGCUUUUCAUUAGCCACUUUCGUCUCAACCCAAUUUUGGAUGAGCUCCAUGUUCUCCCCUAAUGUCGUUGGGACCGCCAACGGUCUGUCAGGCGGGUGGGGCAACCUCGGUGGAGGCGCCACACAGCUUAUCAUGCCACUUGUUUACUCUUUAAUCAAUUCUCAUAUUGGUUCGACUAGCUUCACAGCUUGGCGAAUUGCGUUUUUCAUUCCGGCAACUUUUCAAAUGCUUAGUGCAUUCGCCAUUUUCUUUCUCGGCCAAGACAUGCCCGAUGGAAACUACGUUAGGCUCGAAAAAUCCGGUGAAAAACAUAAAGAUAGCUUCUCACAAGUCUUCUAUCAUGCCAUCACAAAUUAUAGGGCAUGGAUCUUGGCAUUGACUUAUGGGUAUUGUUUCGGAGUGGAAUUAACAAUAGACAACAUAAUUGCGCAGUAUUUUUACGAUAGAUUUAAUGUGAACCUGCACACGGCGGGGAUCAUUGCAGCCAGUUUCGGGCUGGCGAAUUUGUUCUCUAGGCCGGGUGGCGGGAUGUUGUCGGAUUUGGUUGCCAAGAGGUUCGGAAUGAGGGGGAGGUUGUGGACUUUGUGGGUGGUGCAGAUGAUAGGGGGGUUGUUGUGUGUGUUGCUAGGGAAAAUUGGAUCAUUGAGUGGCUCCAUAACUGUAAUGCUUGUGUUCUCUGUUUUUGUUCAAGCUGCUUGUGGACUUACAUUUGGUGUUGUACCCUUUGUUUCUCGACGGUCACUCGGGGUGGUAUCAGGGAUGACCGGUGGAGGCGGAAAUGUAGGGGCUGUUUUGACACAAGUAAUAUUCUUUAGGGGGUCAAGAUACUCAACAGAAGAAGGUUUAACAUUAAUGGGAGUUAUGAUAAUGUGUUGUUCCCUUGCAAUUCUUUUCAUAUAUUUCCCACAAUGGGGUGGUUUAUUUACUGGGCCUAAAAAAGGUUGCACAGAAGAAGAUUAUUAUUUGUCUGAAUGGUCUACAACUGAAAAAGAACAAGGAUUUCACAAAAUGAGUAUGAAGUUUUCUGAAAAUAGUAGAAGGGAGAGAGGCAAAAAAGGUGUUUUUGCUCCAAUUCCAUUUGAUCAAGGAACCCCUCAAACUAAUGUAUGAUUGUAUUUUAGACACUUUUAUAAUUUAAUGUUUGGCGAAGAAGUUAUAAGAAAUGCGCUUUUGGUGCGUAUAAGUGAUAGUUAAUUUGAUGACCGCUCCUUGUAUUAGUAACACUUGUAUAUUGUUGUGGGUUGAAUACUUGACAUGUUUUUUUAAAGA
Messenger RNA from Erigeron canadensis, 2061 nucleotides. Its product is annotated as high affinity nitrate transporter 2.5. NCBI's taxonomy places the organism in Eukaryota, Viridiplantae, Streptophyta, Magnoliopsida, Asterales, Asteraceae. Gene Ontology annotation, biological process: nitrite transport; nitrate transmembrane transport. Bases 385 to 1902 code for a protein of 505 amino acids. The transcript is spliced from 3 exons. Gene Ontology annotation, cellular component: membrane. Gene Ontology annotation, molecular function: nitrate transmembrane transporter activity; nitrite transmembrane transporter activity. The record is from RefSeq and is a predicted model, not a curated record.